Messenger RNA from Cylas formicarius (sweet potato weevil), 1452 nucleotides. RefSeq names its product ficolin-2-like. The record is from RefSeq and is a predicted model, not a curated record. Lineage: Eukaryota; Metazoa; Arthropoda; Insecta; Coleoptera; Brentidae. The coding region runs from base 117 to 1322 and encodes 401 amino acids. The transcript is spliced from 6 exons.
UGACGACGGCUCUCGGACUUUUUUCAGCCGGGACUCCCGUCUAAAGUCUGCAGAAUAUGCCGGCUUGGCGUCGACGCUAGUCGUUCUUCGGAUGCGACCAAACUCGUAGGGUUUUUAUGUGGUACCUGUCGCGCACCAUGAGGUUUCUGUUAGCGGUUCUUGUGCUCAGUUACGACUUUUGCUUCGCAUCGGCGUUGACCACACCAACCCCGACGAGAGAGUCUUGUGACGUCAGCGGCCUAGAUGGCCGGCUGGCAAAAUUAGAAGCGUUGAUUGCCGAAAAAUCCGACAUUGCGCGUGCGCAGAUCGAUAACGCUAACAGGCGACUGCAGCACAUAGAGCGGCAAACGUAUCUGAUGCAAAACGCAUUCGACGAGUGCCGAAACCAAGCGAGACGAUCCGCAGACGGCACACAGACGACCCUGAGGCACGCCUACCGCGACAAGCAGGAAGCGAAGGUGGAGACGAGGCUGGAGGGCAUCGCCAAGAGCGAGCAGCUUUCGCUCGUCGCUUUGAGAAUGAUAAGCGCCGACCUGGAGGACGUCGGCAAAAACGUUUCCGGUCUUUCCGCAGUGGUGGGUGAAAUCCUUUCGAACCUCGCCCCAAAACAAGGUUCCCCCCAAAAACCGACCUCUCCGCCUCGGAACUGCCGCGAGAUCCAGAACGGAAAGAGCGGCGUGCACCUGGUGUACCCGGUGGACGCGGAGCCGUUGAUGGUAUUCUGCGACAUGGAGUCCACGGGCGGGGGAUGGUUGGUGAUUCACAACCGCCACGAAGGCUCCCAGGAUUUCUACCUCGGCUGGGAGGAGUACAAGAACGGGUUCGGCAACCUCGCCGGGGAAUUCUGGCUGGGGUUGGAGAACGUUUACCGGUUGACCGGGCGUACCGUGCACGAGCUCCUCGUGGAACUGGUAGACGUGAACAAAAUAAAAACUAGCGCUCACUACGCGGUCUUCGGAAUCGGGUCCGAAGCGGAAGGCUACUCGCUGAAACUCCUCGGUGGUUACCAGGGGGACGCGGGGGAUUCUCUAGCGUACCACGCGGGGAGCAGGUUCACCACCAAGGACAAGGACCAAGACGGAUGGUUCGAGGGUAACUGCGCCAUGUCCCACAGGGGCGCGUGGUGGUAUCGCGCCUGUGACACCAGUAACCUCAACGGAGCGUACGCUCCCGGCGAUCUGCCGGACGCGAACACCUACCAGGGGAUGUACUGGAGGGAUUUCAGGGGUCCCCAGUACGGUCUGCUCCAGGCCAGGAUGAUGAUCAGGCCUAGGGACGGAGGCGGCCCCACCGUGACGCUCGGCGGUACAGCCAAUCUGUGAGCGGCGAUGACGUCGCCUUUCGAUAUACUGCCAUAGCGAUUUUACGCGGCCAAAAACUAUUUCGUAAACAUUAAUUUCAUUGCCAGCCUGUAGUUGUUAGUUUGCCAUCGAAAUUCGUUAUUAAAAUAUU